AUGACAACGAAUGCGAUUGAAUCAACAUUGACACCAGAACAGGCGCCAGCACAAACGCAAUCGGAAGCUUACGAAAUACCUGGAACAGACCUGUACAUCUACAAGAAAGCGUAUAACAAAGAUGCGCUACGACAUGGGCGUGGGGUCCGGCAUGCGAUCGAAGGAAAGAUCCAGGAGGACGUGUUUGCGAAAGAUCCGAGCCGACCAAGGGACGUUUCAAUAGAGCUCAGAAUGGUCGGCAAGACUUUCGAUGCAGCCAAACUACAUGUUCUCAUCUUCUGCGCAGCAGACUUGGCAGAAUCCCUCGAGGCGAUUAUAAAGCUACCGGUCGUAUUCGAACUCCGACGCUCGAGCCGCGAAACGGUACCUCAGUUGGACAUAACUGUAGUACCGAGGCCUAUAAGAUUAGCGAGCGACGACUUCACAAUCGAUGCUUGCGGUCAGAGAGCCUUUUUCGCUCGGCACAGAACCUACUGCGGAAGCCCGGUCAUAUUGCGGACAAAUCUAAAGCAGCCUUCGCAGACCCUCGCCCGGAAAGCCACAUUCGGAGGUGUACUCAAAGUCACCUAUGGCAGUGGUGAGACUGGGUUUCAUGGCAUGACGGCUGGUCACGCAGUCAAAGAGUUGCUCCAAGAGUGUACUGCGGUACUACCUGGAAUGCGUACGGAACCGUCUACGAAGCGGAACGGAUUCGAUCCUCUAGAGUGGAUUGCCGAUGAUGACGUGCUCGGUCGCGUCUUGCUUCCCCCAGUAUUCCCGGGUGUUGCUGCCGGUCGAUCGACCUUGACGCAUGACUGGGCCCUCUUCGAUGUGGCUACUCUUUUGCCGAAUAUGGUCACUCGGAUCCAACAUGCGCCAGCCCACGAAUCCGAAGGUCUUCAGGAUCGGCCAAUAUUGAUAGCCGAGAAACCACAUUUCCCAGACGACAUCUCAGCAGCAGUCCAGCUUCUAGGCGCCACGGAAGGUCCUCGCGACGGGGAGCUCUCUAGUCUUCCCGCAAGAUUAUGGCUUUCUCACAACGAGUGUUUUGUGGACGCAUACAUGCUGAAUCUUGCGCAAGGUGAUGGUCAGAACUCACUGUUAAUAUGUCUCAUAGAUUUAUCGCUAACGGCAUUGCAUCAGUACACGAAGGUGACUCAGGUGCAUGGGUUGUUCAUGCGACUGCUCCUCAUCUCUACGGCCACAUCGUCGCUAUAA
Alternaria triticimaculans is the source of this 1197-nucleotide messenger RNA. RefSeq lists its product as uncharacterized. The coding region runs from base 1 to 1197 and encodes 398 amino acids. Lineage: Eukaryota; Fungi; Ascomycota; Dothideomycetes; Pleosporales; Pleosporaceae. The transcript has a single exon. The record is from RefSeq and is a predicted model, not a curated record.